This is a messenger RNA of Aureococcus anophagefferens, 837 nucleotides long. RefSeq lists its product as hypothetical. Gene Ontology annotation, biological process: negative regulation of MAPK cascade; protein dephosphorylation. The record is from RefSeq and is a predicted model, not a curated record. Gene Ontology annotation, cellular component: cytoplasm. Gene Ontology annotation, molecular function: protein tyrosine/serine/threonine phosphatase activity; MAP kinase phosphatase activity. The transcript has a single exon. The coding region runs from base 1 to 837 and encodes 278 amino acids. Lineage: Eukaryota; Pelagophyceae; Pelagomonadales; Pelagomonadaceae.
AUGACCUCCUUCGCGUCGCAGCGCUCCUCCAAGGGGAGCUUCUCCUUCCGAUCGCUUCGCACGCGCCCGAAGCGCGCGUCGUCGGCGAACGCCGGGGACGACGACGAGCCGAGCGACGCGGACUACCCCUACGUCUGGGCGCUGCGCAAGACGUCGGUGCUCGACUGGGAGAAGGACGUGCCCGACGCCGACGCGCGGCGCGCCGAGGUGAAGCGCAUGUUCGCGCUGCCCGUCGACGUCGUGCCCGGCGAGGUCUACCUGGGCGACGCCGUCUGCGCGCGCGACGUCGCGCGUCUGCAGUCGCUCCAUAUCACGCACGUGCUCAACGCCGCGGGCGCGGCGGCCGCGGCGCCCGCCGCGGCCUACGCGGCCGCGGGCAUCGAGACGCUCGUGCUCGAGGCGCGCGACGAGCCCGGGUACCCGAUGCUCGCCAACCACCUCGACGCCGCGCGGGCCUUCCUGGCGAAGGCGAGGCGAGGCGGCGGCGCGGUCCUCGUGCACUGCGUCCAGGGCCUGAACCGGUCCGGCGUCCUCGUCGCCGCGGACCUCAUGCUCGAGGAGCGGCGCUCGGUGCUCGACGCGGUCAGGCACUGCCGCGCGCGCCGCGGCAACGAGUGCGUGUCGAACAAGACCUUCCAGCGGGACCUCGUCGACCUCGCGCGGCGCGAGGACCUGCUCGGGCCGCCGCCGGGCGCGCCGGGCGGCGCCGUCGCGCAGGAGGCGCCGCCGCGGCCGGCGGCGCCCGCCGCGGAGCCGCCGCCCCGGCGGGCGCCCUCGCGCCGCCGGUCGACGUCGCUCUGGGGGCGGCUCAUGCGCGCCUCGUCGCGCGCCGGCUAA